UUAUCAAUAUCCCUGAACAGGACUUUAUGCAAGAGCGUAUUAGUGGGGGAUGCUGACACGUUAUUAUAUAGUUAUCCUCAAAGUUCAGGUUUCAGUUUCACCCUGUGUCACAGAUCAGUGCUUCUCUACUUCCAAUAUGAAAUUCCUGAUGUGCAUGUGUUUGAUGGUGGGUGUCGCACUGGCGAUGCCAGGCAGUGAAAAAAAGGAAGUCAAGGAGGUGAAAGAGGUGAAGGAGACCAAGAAGGUGGACAAACGUGGUCUUCUUGGUUUGGGGAUCGCCGGACACGGACUUGGAGGAGUAGGACUAGCCGACGGUUUGGCCAUUGGUGCUCCAUUGGGUGUCGGUGCCAUCGGCGCUGUCGGCGCUCCGCUUGGUGUGGGUGUAGGAUUGGGUGGAGCCGUAGUUGGCGGAGCUAUUGAUUUGGGUACCCAUACCCACACUCACACGACGCUGACCAGAAACAUAGGAGUCCCAGUGCCACAGCCCGUCCCCGUUCCUGUCGACAGACCAGUUCCUGUACCACUGCCCGUCAGAGUGACUGUGCCAGUCGACAGACCGAUUCCAGUUUCCGUCCCACACCCAGUUCCAGUACCGAUCGAUAGACCGGUGGCCGUCCCAGUAGAUCGUCCCGUUGCCGUACCGGUACCACAGCCCAUUGCCGUGCCAGUACCGAAACCCGUUGGUGUGCCGGUGGCUGUACCCCAUCCAGUACCAGUGUUGAAACCGGUCGGAGUACCAGUUGCGCACCCCGUACCGGUAGCGACGAAGUUAAUCUCUGCACAUGGUGGUCUCUGGUGAAAACUUUGAGGUUUUCAUUUCAGGGAUUAAGAAUGUAUGAGUAGAAUAUGUAAAUUAAGAGAAAUUUAUUAAAUAAAUGUUUAAUAAAUCA
Messenger RNA from Aethina tumida (small hive beetle), 890 nucleotides. Its product is annotated as zinc finger protein 512B. The record is from RefSeq and is a predicted model, not a curated record. NCBI's taxonomy places the organism in Eukaryota, Metazoa, Arthropoda, Insecta, Coleoptera, Nitidulidae. Bases 50 to 799 code for a protein of 249 amino acids. The transcript has 3 exons.